AUGUAUGCCAUGUCGCAAUCGCAAUAUGCCUACGCGGCCUCCCCUCCGCAGCCAAGGCAAUAUUCUGGCCACGGCACCAGCAGUGCUUUCAGCAGUUCCGCCAACCCUGACGAGGACUGGACGAAGAUAUCUGACCUUGCCGAGCGUCGACGGAUACAGAACCGCAUCGCGCAACGCAACUAUCGCAAGAAGCUCAAGAGGCGCCUGGAAGAUCUUGAAAGACGUGCUGGGGAGGAUGGCAACUCAAGCUCCGAAAAGACAACACAACCUAAAGGCACCACCUCCAAGCGCUCCCAGUCUGCUUCAACCAAAUCACACAAGAAUGCGCCGGAAAGACAGCUCAUCCAGAGGCAAUUUACGCCGCCGAUGAACCACGAGGACGAACUACUGUUUCCCCCAUUCGACGACGUUCGUGAGAGAUCCCACACACCCCCUCUCUUCCCGUACUCUUCGUAUCCUCCUCCCGAUGAACUUAUCAUGGCGCCAUCGUAUUCUGUUGGACAGUCUUAUCCCCCACCAGUCACCACCGCAGAAAUGUACUCGAGCUACAUAUCGGCAUCAGUCCCUGUCACCCUUCCGCCAAUGAAUCACUUCAACGACGCCGUCAAGCGAGAAUCGUACCCAAGCGAUGACGGCUAUUCAUACAUAAACUACGGCUACAUCCCGGGCAUAGAGAUGACACCCGCCCACUCCUACGACCAGGCCGAUCCCCAUACGCCACCUCUCUCACACUCGUUUGACCACUCGGCGAACUGUUCCGAAUCUGGCUACGAGUAUCCUACAACUCCACUGUCCAUGCCCGGCUCACCUGGUAUGGUUCACCAGCAGUGA
Molecule: messenger RNA, 831 nt
Organism: Verticillium nonalfalfae
Lineage: Eukaryota; Fungi; Ascomycota; Sordariomycetes; Glomerellales; Plectosphaerellaceae
Exons: 3
Coding region: 1-831 (276 amino acids)
Biological process (GO): regulation of DNA-templated transcription
Molecular function (GO): DNA-binding transcription factor activity
Source: RefSeq, a predicted model, not a curated record